AUGCCAAACUUUUUGCCAUCGGCAUCUGGAUUGGGUAAAAAUCCAUAUACCACACAAGCAAGCCAAGCAAGUUCAUCAGUUUCGCUACAAGAUUUAAAUCAGCGUAUCGUCACUCCACCACAGCACACAGAUUCAUGGGAUUCUCUUCACAACAAUGAUCUUCCAGAGCCUGUCUUACCAUGGAUGAAGUCAGAGUCACGUCAAUCAUUGGGUUCUCGCACUUCCGUAGAUACAACAAGUCUUCAUGUCAUGAAGAGACAAUUACCUGAUCCAGCCGUAAAGAAAAAGCAGAGAUGGUCCAAACACAAAUGGUGGCUAUUGUUUUCUAAUACAGUGUUGUUUUGUUAUGGGCUGGGAAUCAUGUUGCUGGCACUGUUAACCUAUUUCAAAUUUUAUCUUCGUGCAGAUGUUGUUUUAGUAGGAGAACGAAUGAUUCUCAAUUUGAUUCUUGCUACCGGCGUUGUGUGUCUAUUCACAUCGCUGCUGGGCUACGUCGGUAUUAUGCUGAACAAUCGUCCGGUGCUAUCUAUAUACAAUCUAUUCUUAUGGCCAUGCUUUGGCCUCAUCGCCGCUAUCGGUUACACGGCCUAUCGCAAAAACAAAUGGAAUAUCGAAGGUAAACUUUCGUACCAAUGGCAUUAUGAUCUCGAUUCCGAUGGCAGAGCCCGUAUCCAAGCCAAUCUUCAUUGCUGUGGAUACAAAAGCUUCACCGAUUACCACGAGAGAUCCAACAAAUGUUUCCCUCGCACCUUGUUACCUGGCUGCAAAUUCAAAUAUCAAUCUUUCACCAAAGAAGCAUUGACCAUAACUUGGAUCGUAGCAUUCAGUAUGAUCCCAGUGCACCUGUUUGUCAUGUUUACAGCUCUCAUGUGUUCAAAUCACAUCAAUCGCAAAUUCGGAAAGGGAUUGCCGCCAAAGAUCUAUCGCUUGGAUUAUCAAGGUAUCGUUGCUGGUACACCCACUGGCAGUUCAUUGAACCUUCAUAAGGACGGCUUACAACAAAGACAUGCAGCAUAA
Molecule: messenger RNA, 1017 nt
Organism: Mucor velutinosus
Lineage: Eukaryota; Fungi; Mucoromycota; Mucoromycetes; Mucorales; Mucoraceae
Gene: MSP1
Product: mitochondrial dynamin GTPase Msp1
Exons: 4
Coding region: 1-1017 (338 amino acids)
Cellular component (GO): plasma membrane
Source: RefSeq, a predicted model, not a curated record